Molecule: messenger RNA, 2934 nt
Organism: Elaeis guineensis (African oil palm)
Lineage: Eukaryota; Viridiplantae; Streptophyta; Magnoliopsida; Arecales; Arecaceae
Product: probable cyclic nucleotide-gated ion channel 14
Biological process (GO): transmembrane transport; potassium ion transport
Cellular component (GO): membrane
Molecular function (GO): voltage-gated potassium channel activity
Source: RefSeq, a predicted model, not a curated record
AAGAUAAUGAAAAAUAAAUAAAUAACAAAGCCUUACUCUUCCUUUCUUCCGUUACCCACCUGCCCUUCCCUUCCGAGCCUUUUUUUUUUUUAAUCAUUCUCAAGAAGAAACAGCCUGCAGUGAUAUGAAUAAUAUAAGUAAAGAUAAACAAUAAUAAUAAAACGUAGAACUUCUUUGAAAAAACUUUCCCCUUUGAAGCCCUAGUCUUCGUUCCCGUUUCUCCCUUCCGUCUGGAAUCAGAGGAUCUCUCUUCUGUCCUCUCUCUUAGUUUCUUUUUCCCACGCCACCGCCGACUUAUGUUGGCCUCCAGAAGCUUGCUUUUUAUUUUUGGACCCACUCCCGGCUGAGAAAAGAGAUAAAUUGUCGGUGGAGCAACAGGAGUCAUCUUUGCUCUGUUUGCCGAUCGGCUUUCUUGCGCCCCCUCUUCGAAUCGAUGGCAAGGGUUUCCGUGCUUGCUCAAGAGUUUGGUCGAUGUCGAGGCCGCCUCCUUCUGUAGAUCCGCCGUGAGUUCGAUGAGAUACGACGCGAUGUUUGGCUCGAAGAGAGUUGAUGAUGAGAUGGAGCUCAAGAGGGAGAGAACCAUAAGGUUCUAUCCUGAUGAGAAGCAAAACCCAGCCAAACCCACCUAUCAGAUCGCAAAAGCUGGAGGACAUGUAACGAGUAGAAUUGGUUCGGGAAAGUCCAAGGUUUUUGCUGAGGAUCAUGAGCCAUGGAGAAAGCGAAUACUUGAUCCAGGAAGUGACCUUGUAUUAAAAUGGAAUCGGGUUUUCCUUGUCUCAUGCUUGGUUGCUCUCUUUAUAGAUCCUCUAUAUUUCUAUCUGCCUUCAGUCAGAAAGGGCAAUCAAACUUCAUGUAUUAGGAUGGACCAUCGUCUGAGCAUUGUUGUUACUUUUUUCCGGACGCUAGCUGAUUUAUUCUAUGUACUGCACAUAGCUAUAAAGUUUCGGACCGCCUAUGUUGCACCGAGUUCUAGGGUGUUUGGGCGGGGAGAGCUUGUCAUGAAUCCUAAAAAGAUUGCUAGGAGAUAUUUGAGAUCCGAUUUCUUUGUAGACCUGGCAGCUGCAUUGCCUCUACCCCAGAUUGUUAUUUGGCUAGUGAUACCUGCAUGUAGAAACUCAAGGGCUGAUCAUGAUAGUAAUGCUCUUGCUCUGAUUGUUCUAAUUCAAUAUAUUCCAAGAUUAUAUCUCAUAUUUCCGCUAAGUUACCAAAUCAUUAAGGCAGCUGGUGUUGUUACAAAGACUGCUUGGGCAGGUGCUGCAUACAAUCUAUUACUUUACAUGAUAGCCAGCCAUGUUUUAGGAGCAUCAUGGUACUUGCUAUCAGUUGAACGACAGACAACAUGCUGGAAAUCAGAAUGCAAGAAGGAGAAUGGCACUCAGGGUACACCAUUAUGCAAUCUUAAUUUUUUGGACUGUGAGUCCUCCAGCCGAAGUGAUCGGCAAAUCUGGGCAAAUGAGACGUCUGUUUUUACAAACUGUGAUGCUAGUAACUCUAAUAUUUCUUUCAACUAUGGCAUUUUUGGAGCUGCAUUAACCAAUGAUGCUGUCUCCUCGGGGUUCGUAAAGAAAUAUUUCUAUUGCCUUUGGUGGGGUCUGCAAAAUCUGAGCUCGUAUGGUCAGAAUUUGACUACAAGCACCUUCAUUGGGGAGACAUUGUUUGCUAUACUCAUCGCCAUUGUUGGCCUUGUCUUAUUUGCACAUUUAAUUGGAAACAUGCAGACCUACCUGCAAUCUAUGACUGUAAGGCUUGAAGAGUGGAGGCUAAAGCGAAGAGAUACAGAAGAGUGGAUGAGACAUCGCCAGCUUCCUCAUGAUCUGCGGGAACGAGUCAGACGUUUUGUUCAAUAUAAGUGGGUUGCUACACGAGGCGUGGAUGAAGAAUGUGUGCUGCAAUCCUUGCCUGCAGACCUUCGACGAGAUAUUCAACGUCACCUCUGCUUGGACCUUGUUCGACGGGUCCCUUUUUUCUCACAAAUGGAUGAUCAGCUUCUUGAUGCCAUAUGUGAGCGUCUGGUUUCCUCCUUGAGCACCGAAGGUACCUAUAUUGUCCGAGAGGGUGACCCUGUGACAGAAAUGCUCUUUAUCAUCCGUGGGAGAUUAGAGAGCUCCACUACAAAUGGGGGCCGAACAGGUUUCUUUAAUUCCAUAACUUUGAGACCGGGGGACUUCUGUGGUGAGGAACUGCUUGCCUGGGCUCUGGUUCCAAAGUCAUCUGUCAGCUUACCUUCAUCUACUCGCACCGUAAGAGCCCUUGUUGAAGUGGAGGCCUUUGCUCUGCGAGCAGAAGACCUAAAGUUUGUUGCCAACCAAUUUAGGCGGCUUCACAGCAAGAAACUACAGCACACUUUCCGCUUCUAUUCCCACCAUUGGAGAACUUGGGCAGCUUGCUCCAUUCAGGCAGCUUGGCAUCGGUUCAAGAGGAGAAAGUUGGCUAAGGAUCUUAGCAUGACGGAGUCAUUCUCAUCCCAGUCAGAUGAACAAGCUACUGAUGAGACUGGAAAGGAGGAAGAGGACAGCAACUCAAGCUCCACUAACCCUUCUCUUCCUACACAGAAUCUUGGGGUGAUGAUUCUGGCUUCAAAGUUUGCUGCCAGCACAAGAAAAGGAGCUCAGAAAAUCAAGGGCAUUGACAUGCCCAAGUUACAAAAACCAGCUGAGCCUGACUUCUCUGCAGAUCCUUUCGAUUAGUGGCUAUUGAUAUUUGUUAUGGUCGUCGGUGCUGCUUGUUUCACUGAAUCCUCAAACAGCAUGAAGGGAUGCUUGGGAGGAUUCUACCUUGUAUGAUUUGGGGUUUAUGGGAUCCACUCUCCAUCCAAUUAGCUAAUCUACAUCUGCCAUCUGAUUUAUUCUGUGAAGCAAAAAGAAGAAAAAGCUUUCUGAUAUCAAUGGCAUGAAUAGCAAUUAUAGAUUCCAUGGUAAUGCAUCAACUUACACG